Messenger RNA from Parasteatoda tepidariorum (common house spider), 12710 nucleotides. RefSeq lists its product as uncharacterized. Lineage: Eukaryota; Metazoa; Arthropoda; Arachnida; Araneae; Theridiidae. The record is from RefSeq and is a predicted model, not a curated record. Gene Ontology annotation, molecular function: GTPase activator activity; small GTPase binding. Gene Ontology annotation, biological process: regulation of GTPase activity.
AACAAUCUACUAGUUACGUCACUCCCACCUGUUGAAGUGGCUGAAUCAUCAAAGUGAAGGUUCUCCCUAGUGAUAUUAGAGAUACUGAUUUUUUCUUUUUAUUAUUAUUAUUUUCAAUCAGAUGAGAACAGGUGUAAUACUUGGAUUCAGUUGGAUGGUCGCGAAUGAUUCUUUAUUAUGUGCUGUCGGCAUGUUAUGCGGAAAAGAAUUCAUUCCCAGUAAUACGAGCUAUUUUUGCGGUGAUUGCAUAGACUCGUCCGCUUGCUAAGAAGUUUCGUGCAUACACGAUUUCGAAAUAACUUUCAAUAUCUAUAUUUUUUAUUGAUAUAGUUUAUAAUAAAUCCAAAUUUUUAUGAUGUUUCAUUUUAAAAAUUUAAAGGCUUAAAAUAUGUUCAAUAUUAUAUUUUAAAGAAAUAAAUCAUAAAUAUUUUAUGAAAAAUAACCUGGUAUCAUUUAUAUAUUGGAUAACAAUAUUGUGUAUGGCUUUCUACUGUACACCUAUGGAUAAGCAUUAAAGGAAUUGUUUUCGAUAACUAUCUUCGAGUGCUUCAUAAUUAUUCCUUUUAGUCAAACUUAAUGAUAAAAUAAAUCAAAUGUGUUUCACGACAAAUUACAACACAGAGGAAGAAGGAAAGGAUAUCUUAAACAUCCUCAUUCUAUAAAUUUCCAACAAGUUACAUUCACUUGGAAUAUAAGAGUAAUUGAAAAGUAUCAAACCAAUUAAAGGUUGGAUCUCAACAAAAUGCUUUCGGUUGUUCGGUGAAAUGCUCAAGAAGGUGCUUUUUGAAAAUCAAGCUUUUAUACAUAUAUCAAAACCAAGCUUUUGUGUAUAUCAUAACGUUUUCUGUGAAAUGAUUGAGUGACGAGAUGACUAUGUCAAAGCGUCGUUCUCGUUCAGAUGACAAAUCAGUAAUUCAACAAACGAUGAGUGGACCUUUAACAACAGUAACGCCUGUGUUUGAAUCAAAAAAGUUUGAAGGAAGUGUUCUCCAUAAAGCCUUAAGUCGAUUGAAAGGACGUAAGAGGCUGUGGUUUGUCUUAGAUGAAGGAAGGUGUCGUUUAUUGUACUACAAAAGUGAGAUUGAUGCGCGUUCCAAGGAUCCACUAGGAGCUAUUGAGAUUCGAGGUUCCGCUAUUUCUCUAGCACUAGAGGAGGAUAAUCAAUUCGUAGUGCAUUCCAAUGGAAGAGAACAUGCUCUUGUUGCGGAAGAUCAUGAAUCCAUGAUGUUAUGGAUUCUUGCGUUGCAAGCUAGACAAGAUAAAGAAAUAGUUGAACCUUCUAUGGAAGCAAAUGGACCAUCCAGGAAAAAGAAAUUGCAACAAACAUCUUCAGGCGAUGCUCAGCCGAAUUUACAACAACAGGUUGCAGCUUCUGUUAAAAGCAAAGUGCUUCAAAGAACCCACUCCCUUCAGCUGAAUUCUGAAAAAAGACAUGAUGCUUUGAAACGAAUGCAUAGCCUGUGGGCAACAACAAGCAAAGAGCCAGAUAUAAUUCAAAAUGGAAAAGCUCCUCCCAUUAAGCGACCUUCAAUCGUCAAAGAAUCCCAAGAGUCCUCAAACGACAGUAGUCCAGUUUCCCCGACAAUUGGUGCAAUGGGAGUUGCCACAGAUUCAAAUAACAAUGAUGGAGGUCAGCCCAGGCCUGUCGUAAAUUUACAAGAAGCGCUUUCAGAUUUAUCAUCUGACACAGAAUCGUGUGAUGAUGAAUCUGAAUCCGACAUCGAGGAUGAACCAAAAAAUGAGCACGUGCGCAUUCUUCGAAAAAUGAACUCAGAAGGCAUGGCGCCACAAGAAAUUACUCCUCUCAAAGAUCGAGCCAGCUCCUUGUCAGGUACGAGUGUAUCGAGCGAUUCAGCCGUCGGUACAAGUGAUUACUCAGCAUCAACUCGAUUACAAGAACUAGAAACUGAACUUAUGUGUACAAAAUGUGAUUUGGCAAAAGCUCUCAAUCGUGAGUCUGCAUAUAAAAGUAUCAUAGAAGAGAAAAUUCUUUUGGUUAAUGAAUUAGAAGAAAGAUUAAGAUCAGCAGAAAAUCCAGAUGGUGAUGCAGUUUGGAAAUCUCCAGUCCAUAAAGGAAGCAGUGGAAAUUUUCAAGAAAAAUGCCGUAUCUUGCAAAACCACAAUCGAUUUUUGAAUGAAGAAGUGUUAAAAUUAGCCAAAAUGAUGCAACAAGAGAAAAAAAACACAGAACAUAAAAACCAAUUGGUGCGACAUAUAGAACAAGAAGUUGAUCAAUUAAAGAGAGAUUAUGUAUUUCUAAUGCAGUCCUCUCUCCGAAUCAACAACACUGAUGGACCUGAAACAAUGGAUGUCUAUCUAUAUGGAGGAAACAGGCAUAAGAACAGAGUUUUGAUGCUAUUGGAAGAAGCCAGAAAAAUCAAUCCUACUCUUCCAAUUUUUGAAAACAUGACUCGAGGUCUAUACCACGUAGAUCCUUUAGGGUUUCGGCGAAAUUUCGGGGACGAAAGUCUCAUAAUUCAUUACAUCUGUAGACAACUUCAUCAACAUUAUUCGUCCAUUGGUCCCCAAUAUGAAGUUCAUCAACAGCAAUGGAAAAAACAUCUCCGUCAAAGUCCGACGUUGCCGAAUUCAAAAGAAUUAAAAAGUCUUGUACGCAAAGGAAUACCUCUUCACUUGAGAAAUCGUGUUUGGGCGAUUCUCUACAGAUCACGUGUCAACGAUAUUAUGGAAAGCAAGGGUCCGCAUUACUACAACUUUCUGUGCAGUUUAGCUCCUGAUGAUGAGAGAGUCACAAAUCAUAAGAGACAAAUAGCUUUAGAUCUCUUGCGAACUAUGCCAGACAAUAUAAGAUUUGCGGAUUCUAAUGCCGAUGGAGUUCGAAAAAUGCAAGAAGUCUUGCAAGCAUUUUGCGUCCAUAAUCCUAAUUUAGGAUAUUGCCAGGGUAUGAAUUUUCUUGUAGGAAUGUGUUUGUUAUUUAUGGAACCUGAAGAUGCAUUCUGGUGCUUAGUAGCUGUCAGUGAGCGUUAUUUUACAGCGAAUUACUUUGACCAAAAUCUAAUUGGUGCCCAAGCUGAUCAGGAAGUCUUGAAAGAUUUACUACGAGAAAAGAUGCCCCUCUUAUGGCAGCAUUUUUCGCAACUAGACAUCGAACUCUGCACAGUUACUUUGAAUUGGUUUCUUGCAAUAUUCUUCGACUGUGUUCCUUUUGAGACUUUACUACGUAUUUGGGACUGUUUUCUGUUAGAGGGUCCUAAAGUACUUUUCCGUUUUUCAUUGGCCAUACUCAAGAUGAAUGAAAGAUCACUAUUGGCGAAACAAGAUACUGUUUCUAUCAUGAGGCAGCUCAAAUCUGCUGCAAAACUCUGCUUUGAUGUUGAUCAUCUUUUCCAGACAGCCUUCGAAGACUUGAAACCCUUUACUCGAAGACAAGACAUAGCAACCAAACAAGCAUGUUACUACAAAACACUAAAGGAGCAUGCUAAAAAAAUGGAUUUAGAAAAAAUUGCUUUAAAAGACAGGGAAAGGAUGUUUUCAGAACUUGACUUUCUAAGUGUGAAUCAGUUUGUGAUUGAAUGUGCAGCAGUGUAUGAUAAAGACAAGCUUUGGCUUUGUCACGGCCAUCAUAGUGGAGCUCAUAUAACUAAAGUGAACUGUGAUGAAAACAUUAUGUAUAGACUUAACAUCGAACUGGAAUCUCGAGUCAUGUGUAUGCAUGCUAUAGAUGAUGACACAAUGCUCUUGGGAACACUGUCACAUUUUGUGCACGCUUAUUCAACGAAAUCGCGGCGAUUACUGUGGGAAAUAAGACUGAAUGAUUCUGUAUUAUCACUGGCGUCCCAUGAAGAAGACGGAUUUAGACAAGUAUAUGCUGGGUUAGCGGAUGGAACAGUAGCUGUUGUUGAAAGUAUUGAAGGGCAAUUUCCGAAACCAGAAACUUUUUACAUCAUCAUUGGCUCAAAUCCAGUGACGUGUUUACGGCAUGUUGACCGAAGAUUGUGGUGUGGAACAGGAAACCGUGUAGUGAUACUAAAUGCGAGAACUUUAGACUCGGUAGAUCAGUUUCAUACAUCAUCGAGUUGCUUAGAUUACCUGUCAAUGCUUGUAUCUGACGAUCGAGGAGUAUGGCUAACUAUCAGAGGAUCAUCUGUACUACAACUUUGGGAUCCUCAUACAUUGACCUGUAAACUUCUGUUUGAUGUAAAAGACAAUAAAUAUCCACGAUCUCCAAAGACUGGUGAAGAAGAAAUUGGAGGUUCUAGGAUAACAGCUUUAUUACCGCUCUCAGGCAGCGUGAUUGUUGGUACUGCAGAGGGUUCUCUCAUAAUAUAUGAUGUUGUAACGAAGCUCUCAAGAAGUCCAAGUACUGCUGAGUUUGGAUCGACUCCAAGUAAUAGAAGACAGCCUGUUGCAGAUCAUAUUCAACAAAAAAUACAGCAGCUGUUAAUGGAGAAAAAACGAGAAGACAAUUCUGAUGGUCGUCAUCGAGUAGACAGUGGCUGUUACACCACACCUCGCAGAUCUUCUCUUCUCAUUCCAUUAAAUAAUGAAUGCCAGAAUUCACCAGAAAAUGCUGCAGUCGAAUUAUCUCAAGAAGUUCAAGAAGAAGCAGAAUUAGAAUGUAGCUCUCCGGAAGAUCAAAGUGAAGCCACAAGUCAUUCGACUGUGAAAAGAGCUGAUACAGCAGAAAGAGCAUCUUUAACCUCUCCUGAAUCCCAAUCUUAUGAAGAGCAGAAUGAGGACAACUUGAAAAAAAUUGAUACUGAUCGAGAUGAUUCUGGACAUUCAUCAGCUCCAGGAAAAAUCAUAGACACAACGACAAAACGACUUUGUACCUGUACUCAUUCUGGUUCAAACACUGUGAAAUGUCGACAUUGCCUUUUAGAAGCUAGUGAAGCUUUGCGAAAGCUGUUUGACAAGUAUAGUUUAAGCAUUAAUUCAACGAACCAUGUGGAUUAUAACACGCGAUAUCAAAACCUCCUCAAUAGUACACAAAAUAGAACUAUUUCCUUGGAGAAAAAUUUAAAGAAAGAUGAAAGUAGAGUCAAAACAAACGAUUCCCAAAGUGAACGAAAAUCUGCAGAAGACUCUUGGUCAGACAGCUCUGUCGAACUCCCUCCAAAUUGCAAUGGAGAAAACGAAGUAAAAAGGUCUUCCCGAGGUUCACAUCAAUCAACAGAUUCUCAAAAAAGUGAAAUUCCAAACAUAUCACAACAAAUUAAGAACAAUGCACUUUUGAGAGCUAUCAGUGCUGAUGAUGUGACUCAAUGGGUGAAAUCUCAAGAAACGUUAACUUCGUCAUUGGCAAGUGAUAGUUAUGAUUUUGAUGAUGUUUUCGUUUCGUAUACUGAAGACGAAUCCUCCGCGCGAAAUAAAAUAUUUCGUGAAACGGAUGGCAUUUUAGAAUCAAUCAAAGUAAGAGCGUUAACGCAACGUCGAUCCUCUAAUGUUCUGGAGUACUCUGGAACAAGCUCUGCUUUAUCACAAAGAACAGAUCUAUGGUUAAGUGAUGCUAAAUCAUCUUGGUUUGAUACUGCGUCUACUUCAUCAGCUGGAUUUUCAUUUUCACGAUUAAAAGAUGUUAGAACUCAACUGCCCACAUGGGGCACUGUGACAUCUGAAAAUGAAGCGUCUGAAGCUCCGCUAAACUCUUUCAGUUAUGAAGACUCGGUGACAGACUCUUCGGUGAGUGGUACCCGAGAUAUUCUUCAGCUCGGAGACUGGAGUACGCAUAAAAGCAGUGAGACUGCUAGUAAUGUAUCUUUUUCCUCUACAGAAGUGCCAUAUGCCUUUGAACUUAAUCUUCAAGAAAAAAUUAAAAUAUCUGAUAAACCCAUUAAGUGUUUGUUAGAAACAAGAUGCGGUACUGAGCCUACUAUCAUUAGCUGUGCAGGAUGUUAUGGAGAUGAUGAAGCAGUGCUUAAGUGGACCAAAGUGGGUAAUGAAGAGCUCUGGACCAAUGAUCCUAUAAUAGAAGUUUGCCCAUAUACUAAUGCAAUCAAGCCAUCUCCAUAUGCUCGAUCACGUCUCCCACGAAGAACUUCAUCGUUGAUGUCUGUAAAUACAGAAUCAGAAUCAACAGCCCGGGCGUCUUUGACUUCCACUUCAUCUAGUACAAGUAGUGUUGUUGGAAGCGGUCUUGCAAAGGUGCACAAUAUUUUCCUCAGGGUUCAUGAUAAAGCAUGAGAACAACUUAAAAGUAGUUAUGCGUUCAUUUCAUUUCCUACACUUCAUUCCGUAUAAUUUUCUGACCUACAGACAAGGGAUCAAUUGGAUUCAUAAUGUGGCUUUCAACAGGAAUUUGGAUGAAGAGUUUUAAAUUGGUUCUUAUAAGUGAAGAAUUUCAUUCAAUUUUUCUGUCUCUUUAAAGGACAGUGUAUUUCCUCAAAAACGAUAAGCAUAAAAAAGAUCUGCAUUUAUAUAGUGAUAUGAAGCUCACUACCAACCGUUUAUACUUCAUUUCACUUUUACUAGGAAAAAAAUUGAAAAACAAUUAAACAACAUUAAAAUUUUCUCCUUGAUAAACUGUUUUUUCUUGAUAAAAAAUUUUCAUCGCUAAUAGGAAUGAUAUCCUGCUUUCAGGACGAUUGAAAUCUGGCAAGUUAGUGAUUGUAUUAUAAUGCAUUGUCUCAAAAUAUUUAUGUAAGUUUUGUUCUUGGCUUUCAAGUCUUAAAGUUUUAUUAUGUGAAAGUCAAACUUUCAGAUUUGUCGUUAUAUUAUAUUAUCACACUAAAAACCAGUUAUAUAAUUAGACUGAAUUUCAUUGAAAAUUAGUCAAAUUGAAAAAGUUAAACUUUGAAAAUUUGAUAGUGACGUUUCCAUGUAGUUUAAAAUCAUCUAGAAACUUUGAAAAGUUUCAAAUCAUUGACAUAUUUUUUGUAAAAUAAAUCAUGUCAAGCAUUCUUUAUUUCUCCUCCAAUAUUCUAUAUUUUUGACUCCAUUUACAUGUAAUUUAAUACUGUUUACAUGCAAUUGGAGCUAUUAUGUGUAAUGGAGUUAUUAUAGCUAAAAGUUAGCUAUUAUGUGGAGUCAAAAAUUCAAUGUGAAGAAAAAACUGCUAAAAUAAGCAGUAUUAAACAUGCUCAUUUUUAAAUUAAAAUGAAUUCUUUAAUGAUAUUUUAAAUUUUUUUAAUAAUGCUCAAUAUAAUUAAAUCAUUAUAAAGAAAAAUUAUUAUUCAAAAGAUUAAUUAUUGCUGGAAAUAUAAUAUUUACAGUCAAAAACAUUUUUAGAAAUUAAAAUAUGUCAAAGAAAAGUUCACACAUUGGUGAAAAAUUUGAGUGAUCCAGUAGAGGACAUAUGGGCUUAAUUUACUAAAAUGUAAUCAAAGAGACACAAUUAAAAAUAUAUAUAAAACUAAAAAAGUUAUUAAUAUGGAUAACAGAAAAAUGUAUCUAAUUUUUUCAGUUAAACGCAACUUCACAAUUUAAAAAUUGUUUUAUAUUCCUAUAUUUCACCGAGUAAUUUUUAACAUCCCGUCCUUGUGAACAUAAGCCCGUCCUUAAAUAUCUUUCCCGUCCUGAAUAAUAUGGCAUUCUGUGGUGUGAAGAAAGCAAGCGUAAAAUACGCUAAGCUUUGCUUGAGUCCUAAUGUUUAUAAAUGGUUAAAAAUUUACAAGACAAUAUUUCUGUAAGAAUGAUUGAAAUUUUUAGUUACCUCUCUUUGGGAAUCAGUCUUUAUGGAUUAUGAGUCUAACUAAAUAUAAAAACUAUCACAUUAAAUAAAAUAAUUUUAAAUGUGUGGCACUAAUUAUCAGUUAAAUCUACUAACUUUAUUAAUGGAUAAUAAAAAUAUUGUAUCAUAAAUUUGGUAAGAAUUUCCAAAACUAAUUUAAACUAUAGUUUCAAAAUUAUCUCAGGCAUUUAACCUAAGAACUACAAAUAAAUGUAUUUUAUUUUUUGUCUAUAAUGAGAUAUUUUUUAAAUAUUAUCUUUGCUAUAAAGUAACAAGUAAUUCGAUUAAUUAGACAGAUUCAGAUUAUAUUUUUUACGAAUUACAUUUUCUACAAUUAGCUAAAUUUUGAUAACAUUUAUCUAAGGUACUGCGUCAAUUUGAAUUAACUUGCAAGUAUAAUGAAACAGAUGAAAAUAAAUCAAUAAGAAAACUUUUUUAAAGCCAUAAAAACUUAUUCAACCAAUUGUCUGAUUCUGGAUUUUCAAAAUUAUGUAAAAGAUAGAUAGAGAAGAUAUAGUCUAUUGGCUACUUAACUAAUACCAAAUAAAAUUGUAAUUUUUGUCAAGAACUAGAUUUUCUUGAGAGAAACGAGUAAAAAUAUAAUCAAUAGCAGUAGUUUCAAAAAUAAAAGCUCAUUAAACCUAACUUUUAAUAUUCCGAUUAGAGACAAUUUUGCAAUUUGCAAUUUUGCACAAAAUUCUAUGAAAUAAAGCGUGUUUUGUAUAGUUAAAUAUUUCACUAUAGUUAAUCAAUCACUUUUCAUUAUUGUUUUCAUACAAAGACAAAAAUAUAAUGAUAAUUGAAUUUUAAAAAAUAUUGCGUGAAAGAAAGGAAUUGUUUUGUGAAAUAGACUUUCAAGUAAAAAUUUAAAGAACUGCUUCAAAUCAUACCAAAUUAUUUGUAUAAGAGCUUAAGAAAUAUAGGAUAUACUAUUUAAGAUUGGGUAAAACUAUAAUCUGUAUCAGACAUAUUUUUAAAAUAAAAAGCUUUUGAAUUUAACAAGCAUGUGUGCCAUUAAAGAUAUUUAAUAUUUAUAAAAUUUGAAACGUUUACAUUCUAAUGCGAGCUUGAACAUAUUUUCCUAAAAUACAUAAUGUGUCAUAAUAAAGUAUUAAAAAUAAGACAGAAAAAUUAGAAAGUAACGUGUCUAAAAAAAGAUAUAUUUCAGAUCAGUUCAUUUACUUGCAGAUGGCACUUUUGCUCUGCUUUUCCUUGAAAAGUAAUUUAUUUAUAAAAUAUGUUUUUCUAAUGAACUUUUGUCAUACACGUCAUCUACCCACUUAUGAAGAGAGCACUAAGCACAUUUAAGCUUCAGAAAAAAGCUUUUAUUUAAAAAAAUACACAAACGUUACAAAUGAUUGAGAAUGUGCAAUAAAGCAUAGACAUGGGGCAAAAGCCUCGCUAACCAUGGUAUUUUCCUUAACCUGACAAUUUUAAAAUGAAAAUAGCAUAUUAAUGUUUCCUCUAUCCCAUCUAAGAUAGAAUCAAUAGCAGGAUCUGGUUGGUUUUUGGGUUAAUUACUUUCAGCCCUCUUUUUACUCUUAUGCGUUCUGAUUUAGUUUGAAUUAUACCAAUAGUUUUCAUGUACUUAUUUCAGUUAUUAAAUAUAUAUAUAUUAGUAAAAUCAUGGUUAGAUAGAUUACUUACUGAAUUUUGAUGAAUAAGAUUUAAAAUAUUUUAAUCACUAGUUCUGCUUUUUUAGUUCAACAAAUGUUUGAAAAAAACUUUUUCAACAGGUUUGCAUAAAGUAUACUUUUUUCUUUUUUCAAGGAUAGUGGGUAGUUACCUAUCUAGUUUUUUUUUCCCUCUACACCUCAAAACCCUAAGUUUAAAUAUUUGGGUAGAAAGCAUGAAAUAGAAAAAAACACAAACGUCCAAAAAAAUUUUAGCUUCAUUGUUGUAAAAUAUUUUCAUCACGCUCCUUGAGACAAACUUUUCUUACUCCUAUUUGAAAAUAACUAUCUAAUGUAUAUAAAUGCAAUGAUACAUGCUAAGAUAGAUACGAACGGAAGGCUAGGUAUAUAUGAACUAUGAGGGCAAACAAUGAGGACCUCCACAGACCAAAAGUCACUCAAAGUGUCACUUCCCAACUAAAUUGGAAUUGUGUAUAUAAGUAGAUUUAAAGGUUAAAAAAUAAUGUGGAGAAAACAUUUUACAUAUUUUCAAAUAAUUAUAAAGUUAUUGUUUGAUUUUAACUGCAUCUUUUAACUCCUAAUAUGCAAACUUCUAUUUCCUAAGAAAAAAUGUUAAACGUAAAAGUUUGCUUUAAUUCAAGCAUACUUUUUAUUUAAGUAUGUUAAAAGUAUAAGAUUAACUUCCAAACAUCUCACAACUUAGUAACUUUUAUUAUAGACUACCUUGUUUAUUCCAAAAAAUAUUUAAGUGCUAAGUUUUAUUUUCAAAAAAAAUUUUAUUUUUAAGGCGACAAGGGGGUUUCAAAUUUUUAUAUUUUUAUUUUUAACCAAUUUACUUGAAAGUUUUAUAGAUUAUAGAUAUUGAUAAAAUAAGUGUAGAAAUUAAAAUUCAGAGUGAUAUGUUAAAAAUUUAAAUAGUUAUUAAAUUUUAAAAUUUAAUUAAUUAACAUUUUUAAGUGAGAAAAAUAAAUAAUUUUUCAGAGAAAGAUUACAAAAAAAAACAUUUUUCAAUAAUUUUUUAAGUUUCUAUUAAAAACAAAUUUUGAUUAUACUAUGAAGAAACUAAAGAAAAACUGUGUUUCAAAUAUUAUACAAUGUAUUACUUACUUAACAACAAAUCAAUAUAUUAAAAUAAAUAAUUUCUCUUCAUCUAUUAAGUGGUUUUAAAUCCUUUAAAUUUAUUCCAUUAAAUAUAUUUUUACCCCUUAUUUGUUAAAAACAUAACUUCCAUUUAAAAAAAAAAAAAAAAAAAAAAAUUUAAUACGAGGGAAAGAGAUAAAAAAAAUUUCAACUCUUUAUUUCAAACAUCAAAGCUUUUUUAACAAAAUUCAGCAUAAUUGGUGAGUGACACUUGGGUUAUUUCUUAUUUAAGUUGUUUUACCUUUGGAAUGAAAUUUAAUUUUUCUUAUUAAUAGUUGUAAUUUGAUUACAAAAUAAAUAAACAAUUAACAAAAAUGAUACAACUGAGCAAUAUACAUUAUUUGAAAUUUUUUUUCAUUGAUACAAGUAAAUAAAGAUAAAAAAAAAUGUGAUAACUGAGUGUUUAAAUCAUGAUAAGAGAAUUGGCGAAAAUAUCAAAUACUAAGUUUUCUUUUUAAAAAAAUGUAGUUGAAGCGUGUGAAACAGGUUUGUUUUUGAAUUUGUGCAUGGGUUCAUAAAAUGAUUUCGAGAAAUCUAAUUCUUAAACCUACUGAUGAACUUAUUCAGUGAAAAGUGUAAAAUUUUUACAUAUGAAAUGUAUCAAGUCUUUUUUCUUUUUUUACAUAAUGUAAUCUUUAUUCAUCUUUUACUGAAAUAACUUGGUUACUUUACGAAGAGGUAAAUAAAAUUAUAUAAACUAAAAUUAUUAUGUAGAAGGAAUAACAAAUAUAAUGGCAAAAAGUUCUGUAUAUGAAAUCCAUAGUAGCAGUUAAACUUUGAAGAAAUUUUAAUGUUGCCUUAAAUAUUUAUCAACAUCCUCCGCAAAACUUUUACUUAAAACACUUCUGCUGUCUAUGUCCUACAACUAUUAUGUACAUUUUAUGCUACCUAUUAUGACCUAACAAUAUUUUAUAUUCAAUUACAUUUUUAUGUAUUCUGAGUAAUUUAUUUUGCAAUGAAUAGUUUUUGAAUCUAGUCAUUAAACACAUGUUGUACUUCUUUGUAUUCAUAACUAACUUUAUAUGUAUAAAAUUUAAAAAUAUGAAUAAUUAUAGAACUGUACAUAAUUUCCUCAAAAUGUACGACUUAUUAAAUGUUUACUUUUUUUAUUCCUUUCAGCUGAUAUACAAAGUUGUCUUUAUAUACAAAUAUAUAUUUUCAGAAAAUCCUUAUUCAUUCUGUAUAAAAAUAAAUUUUAGUCUCUAGCCUAUUUUGAUCAUCUGAAAAUUUAAAAUUACAUUAUUAUUUAAUUUAACAUUAACCCUUAUAGACCAAACUUUAAAUUAAUCAUAAUAAUAAACGAAAGAAAUGAAAAUUAUCUUAAAAGAACUGAAAUGAGUCAAGAUUUUUAAAAAUAUUUGUUUUCAAUCUUUUGGCCACCUACCCAUAUAAAUAAGGUUUCAAUUUUCACUUAAUAUUUUAAAUACUACAAAUUAAUCAGUUAAAUGAAACAAAUGCAUACCAUGCUCUCAAGAUAGUGAGACAACUUCUACUUCAGCAAGAAUUUUUGAAGAAAUAUAUUUGAAAUUUGUAAAUUAAGAUAUUAAAUAUUUUAUCUUGCAUUGGAAUCAACUUUAAGAAAUGUAUCAUAUAUUGGGAUAAAUACAUCAAUAAGUCAUUCCAAAUUAAUGUAAAUAUAAAUUUGUUAGUUUUCAAAAAUUAUAUUUAAUGUAAAUAGAUGUUAAAAACUAUCCAGAUGAAUUUCAACUGUUGUAAAUUGGACAUUUAAUAUAUUUUACAAAUAGUUUGUAUAUAUUCACUUUGAAUUCAAAUGAAAAAUAUAAUUUGAGUCAUUAUUAAAAAAAACAUUUGCAGAAAUGUUAUCCAGAACCUUUUUAAUUGAUUCUGUCACUUUAUUAAAUUUGGUUGAAAAGCUAAUAUUUAACUGCACAAAUUGAGCUCAGAAUACAAAUAUGCACCAAGGGUUUCAAAUUCUGUAAAAUUUACGAACUUCAAUAAAAAAAAUUACAAUUAUGUAAGUAAAAAAAAUUUUUUUCCUUACUGAAUAAAUAUACAGUUAAUAACAUCUGCUAAGUCUAAAAGGGUUAAUGUCGCAUAAUUUUUAUUAACUUUUUCAAAUACCAAUUUGGAGUGUAAUUGAGAUAAGGUUACUAAAAUAUAUCAAAGAGUACACCGGUGAAAGACUAAAUAAAUUAUAUCAUUUUCAAUUAAAUAUAUCAUUGAUUUAUUUUGUUAUUGAUUAAUGUUAACACAUAGAAUUAAAUAUAUUUUUAUGAUCUUAAAAAAUAUGUAUGUUUCAUUAUCUAGUGUUCAGUUUUUGUGAUCAAAUAAAGAAGUUAUUGUUA